Molecule: messenger RNA, 6917 nt
Organism: Micropterus dolomieu (smallmouth bass)
Lineage: Eukaryota; Metazoa; Chordata; Actinopteri; Centrarchiformes; Centrarchidae
Product: adenylate cyclase type 8
Exons: 20
Coding region: 13-3567 (1184 amino acids)
Biological process (GO): adenylate cyclase-activating G protein-coupled receptor signaling pathway; cAMP biosynthetic process; intracellular signal transduction
Cellular component (GO): plasma membrane
Molecular function (GO): adenylate cyclase activity
Source: RefSeq, a predicted model, not a curated record
AAGGUCAUCGCCAUGGUGACCUUUGCUGAGACACAGGCCUCCCUUAUGGAGCUGCGUGAGCCGACCAGCCUGACCGCGACCCUGUCCCCUGGGCUGCGGCGGAAAAAGAUACUGUGGCAGAAUGCUGUAAAACACAUCAUUAUCCAGCAGGAGCUCAGCGCCCAGGUGGGUGUGGAGCCAGCAAGAAAAAUCUUUGUGACAGACACCUACAUGGAGGAGAUCAACAAACAAAUCCGCGACAAGGCCUCACGCGGGGUCACGAAACGCCGCUCCUCCACAUUCAGAGUGCACCCUUCCCAGUCCUGCGGUUCCACCAGCACAUACAACGGUCUGAGGGGCUCUUUGAAUGACUACGCCAGCGAUGCCGACUUCUUCGUGCACUGGGGCCACACAGUUCGUGGAGUCUACAUACCUUCCCUGAGGCACACCUUCAAGUCUGGUGAUCUGGAGAAACUCUACCAGGAACACUACUCCCACCAAAGACGCAACUCCCUGGUCGUCACCAAUGUAAUCGAUGCCGUUGCCAAGCUACACGCAUUGGUUCUGUACCUGGCACAGGCCCCUGAGGCGGCCACAGACACUCUGCGUGGGUGUCUGACAGGUGUUUUCAUGAUGUUAGCCAUAGCACUGUGCAUCAUGGUGUUAACCUGCAAAAACUCCAUGUCCCCACGGUGGCUUCACUACGCUGGCCUAGCUAGCUGGCUGUCGCAGACAACACAGGUGCUGGGGGGACUGGUGUACGGACUGGAAAAAGACCCAUCAUGGUAUGUUUUGUUCACAUUGUUCGCCACAUACACGCUACUGCCCUUACCUCUGCUGUGGGCCAUGUGCACAGGUUCCCUUACCUCAGUACUGCACCUUCUGAUGGAGAUAGUGUGCCACUACAAUGAUGUCGUACAUUUGAGAAAGGUGUUUGCCAAAGGCCUGCUGUACCUUGGUAUGAACACAGCUGGAUUGUUCAUCCACUACCUGACAGACCACGCCCAGAGACAGGUUUUCCUGGAGACACGACGUUGCAUCGAGGGUCGCCUCAAACUAGAGCAAGAGAACCAGAGACAGGAGCGUCUGGUGCUGUCAAUCCUGCCUCGCUUUGUUGCCUUGGAGAUGAUCGCUGACAUGAGCUCUUUAGAAGAUGAACUCAAUCCUCAGGAGUUUCAUAAGAUCUAUAUCCACCAGUACAAAGAUGUCAGCAUCCUUUUUGCAGACAUCAAGGGCUUCACUCUGUUGUCCAUGAAUCUGGCAGCCCAGGAUCUGGUUCGAAUCCUCAACGAGCUCUUUGGACGCUUUGACCGACUGGCAGACGAGCACCACUGCCUGCGGAUAAAGAUACUGGGAGACUGUUAUUACUGUGUGUCGGGGGUCCCUGAGCCACAGCGCGCCCAUGCUCGUCAUUGUGUUGAGAUGGGCCUGGCUAUGAUCAACACUAUACGGUGCAUACAGAAGCAACUUAACUUUGACAUGGACAUGAGGAUCGGGAUCCACUCUGGCUCUGUCCUGUGCGGGGUGCUAGGCCUGCAAAAAUGGCAGUUUGACGUCUGGUCCUGGGAUGUGGGCAUUGCCAACAUGCUGGAGGCUGGGGGCGUACCAGGACGCAUCCACAUCUCAAGGGCAACUCUGGACAGUCUGGAAGGGACCUAUAAGAUAGAAGAUGGUCAUGGCCGUGACAGGAACGAGUUUCUGCUCAAACACAACAUCGACACUUUCCUCAUCUGCCCUCAGGAGGAAAGGAACAAAGUUGACCAUAGUCAGACCCCCAAAGUCCAGAAAACCAAUCGAACCUGGAACCCAGAGAUGCCCUUUGGGAUCGCCAUUGACACAAACAGUAUCCUGGCCUCCUUUACGAACGGCUCGCUUCCCAACAUAUGGCAGUCCACCUCCAAAGAGAUUAACAAACGCAUCAAACAUGCCAUUGAGGUCCGAAGCAGUGAGCGUAUGCACAGGGAGCACAUCACUCCACUGACCCUGGUGUUCAAAGACACACACAUCGAGGACAAGUUCUCACAGAUGAGGGAUGAAAUGUUCAACUCCAACCUGGUCUGCUCUUUCAUCAUGCUCUUCUUUCUCAUGUCUGCUCUGACUGUCAUUUCUGCGCCCAGGCUGUUCCCAGCCAUCCUCCAGUUUUCAGUCUUUCUGCUCGCCUACGUGGUGCUGCUGCUAUUGGCCUUGGCUGAAGAGUUCAAGUGGACUCCUGCGGCGCUGCAGCAACUGUGCUGCUGGAUCCACGAAAACAACAGUGCCCGCAACGUCUUCACCAUCGCAGCCAUCGUCAUCAACUUUGGCUUGGUCUCUACUGACAUGGUAUGGUGCAUUCUCACAGACACAGACACAGCAGAGGCAGAUGUAAGGGACAGAACAAACACAGCCUCACGUCCACUCACUGUCUGCACUUACCCCGAGAUCUUUGCGUUGAGUGGAGUGAUUGCCAUGGUGACUUGUGCCGUUUUCCUGCGUCUGAACUCUCUGCUGAAGCUGGCGGUGUUGCUGCUGGCGGUGGCUGUCUACUCCUACCUCAUCCACCUGGCCUUCCUCACACUCGCACGCCACGAUAUGCUGCACAGGUCUCACUAUGUCAGGAGAAAAGGAGUGUCCAUCCUUCUCAUGGCCAUGUUUAUUGUUGCUGUCUUUUACAAUGGACGGCAGUGGGAGGCCACUGCCAGACUGGACUUCCUGUGGCGUCUGCAGGCCCAACAGGAAGUGGAGGACAUGAGGGAACUGCGGGAACACAACAAGUGUCUGUUGCACAACAUCCUGCCUUUGCAUGUGGCGCGACAUUUUCUGGACCGGAGCAAGAAUGAUGAGGAGCUUUACUCCCAGUCCUAUGAUGAAGUCGGUGUCAUGUUUGCCUCCAUCGCCGGCUUCAGUGAGUACUUUGAGCAGAAAGAGAUCAAACAUGAGGGAGUGGACUGCCUCCGACUUCUGAAUGAGAUCAUUGCUGGCUUCGAUGAGUUGUUGGAGGAGUCGUACUUCUGCUAUGUGGAGAAGAUAAAGACCAUUGGGAGCUGCUACAUGGCAGCCUCCGGCUUAGCUCCAGACAAACAGGCAUCUAUGGAUGAAUGGAAUCACCUGAGUGAGCUUGUUUUGUUUGCGUUGGCAAUGCAAGAGACCUUGAAAGAGAUUAACAGGCUCUCUGCCAAAAACUUUCAGCUGCGUGUCGGUAUCGCCCAUGGACCGGUGGUAGCAGGGGUGAUCGGUGCCACCAAGCCACAGUAUGACAUCUGGGGGUCAACAGUGAACCUGGCCAGCCGCAUGGACAGCACAGGGGUAAGCGGACGCAUCCAGGUGCCCGAGGCCACGCGCAGGGUCCUGUCAGAAUGGGGUUUCAUCUUGGAGCUACGUGGAGAAAUCUUUGUCAAGGGGGUGAGCGAGCGUCAGGGGAAAGUCCGCACCUAUUUCAUCAGCACCAUGCGCUGUAAGAGGGCCAACGUUGGAACAGAUGGCCACUCGGGGGGGCAGACAGGAGGACGCCUGACGCUAGCAGGAGUGGUGUUCAGUCUCGUCCAGGCCAGACACAAGGAAAAGAUGAGAGAGGCCAGCAUGGGAUUCGGUUUGAAUCCCUGCACCUUGUAGUGCUGAGGGGACCUAUUAAGGUCAGAUGACUGCAGGUAGAGGAAGUAGAGUUGCCACCUUCAAUACAGAAAAAUAAGGGACGCCUGCCGCAGCGGGGUCCACACCCCUCGGGGGCCCGGCAACCACAGGCCAGAUGGUGUGCCAGUGGUGGUAUAUCAUAAUUUAAAACAUGUUUUCAGGAAAGUAUCAAGAUUGAUACCAAUGGAUAUUAUAAUAAGUUAUCUGCUAUUGAAAUCCGUGUGAACAGAUGCACUCACAGUGCAACAGACUAGUGGUCACAUUGUCAUAGCUGAAUACACAGCUAUGAAAAUAAUAAAUACAGGCCAACAAUUUGUCACAGUGAGACCACAAAAAAAAAAUGGCGUUAAGAAGAACUGUAUUUUCUUAACUUAAUAAAUCAACACAUCCAUAACUUAAUAACUGUAAGUUAGGUAAUAGGCUAAAACAAAUGCUUUCAUACGAUUCGAUUGAAAAGACUUUUGCAAAGUAUUUUCCUUAAACAUCAUGAACAUCAGUGGAUUAGAAGUAGUAGGCCUUGUGUGCAGUAUUGUAGCAUGUCAGGCCUACUUCCUUUUAUAAAUGUUUUCUUGUCAGAAGUACACUACUCGUGCAGCACUUACAGUAAAACUAUGAACAGGACUGCUCAAAGUUGAGAGUGAUCAAGAGCUCCACAGAGCACCUGUUCUUGCUGUCACUUUAUUGGUCAUUCUGGAAAAUAUCGUUUCCACAUAACCAGUGGAUACUGCGAUGCUUAUCAUGUGGCUGUUGAUGGACAGGAUGAGAAAUUGCAAAUGAACUUGAGUAAUUGUAAAGGGUGGUGUGAACACAGAUUUUAGCUAAAAUAUUUGUCAUUGUUUGAAGUAAUACCAUCCAUUUCUAAAUUUAAUUUAACACUAUUUGGUCAGUAAAUACGUAUAUUUAUGUAUUUUUUACAUUUUACAUAUUUAUUGAUAAUUCUAUAGUGUUGAAGGAUGCAAUUCUAUAGAUUGGUUAAGGAUAAAACAUAGGCUAGUUGUUUAUAUUCUUCAUAUAGGCACUAUAUUUUGAUAAUUAAAUGUGUAUUAAAUAGCCUAUAUCUCUCUUCUAUCUCUUAUUAAAUUAAUGCUUAUGUGUUUGACUGUAUACCUCAACCUUAAAAAACAAAUCAUACCUUAAUGUAGGCUUAUGAUUCAUUAACACUGUAACAAUAUUUCUUAACAAACAGGCAGCAUAUGAAAUUCAGCGUAAUCAAUCAGAAAAUAAGUAUGUUUUAUUAAAUCAUUACACUGCCUUAUGAGAAACCGUCUAGGCCAAAAUUGAAUACUCCGCUUGCACAUACAUACACGCUUGCAAAUACACACAUACAUACUCGCUUGGACAUACAUACAGUCAUUUGUAAGUAUGUAUGUAUGUGUGCAAGGUGAACAUGUAUAUAUAUGCACAAAGUGAGCAUGUAUGUGUGUGCAUGAGAAUAUGUAUGUAUGUGCAAGCAAAGUAUUGGCCUAGGCAGCUUCUAAUACUGCCUCGGCAUGCUGUCACACACACACAGACCACCGUGCACCAAACAUAACACUGGCCGUCAAACUGUGCAUUUUGGCUUGAUACUCAUUUCCACUGACACUUUCAAGACAAGUAGCCUAUUUGAUUUCUCCUACUCCCAUCGUCGGUAGGCUACUUUUGCAUCCGCUGUCAUUUCAGAGGGGACGCAGGGGGCUUCUCGCGCUGCCGCUGCUGUUGUUUCAACCUGACUCCCUGCCAAGAGACCCGCCCUUAUGCAACUCCGAUUGGUCCUGAACCUGACGGUAUUAAUCAAAUCAACAAUGGCAGCAAGUAUUACCCAAUCAGGGGUAGAAAAGGACAAGUCUUCACAGAAUGCACGUGGGAUGAUGCAUUGAAGACAACUCGAAAAUAUGGGAAAAACCCUGUCCCGCAUUGAUUCAAAAAGGGACCCACUAUUUAGUUCUCAAAUAAAGGACAAUUCCGUAUUUUAAGGGACGGGUGGCAACCUUAAGAGGAUUGCACAGUACAGCCAUAUUGUUCCUACUGGUUUACAGUUUUGUUGUUUGCGUUUUCACACUUUGUCAUAACUAAAUUAGCUGCACAAACAGAUAAGCUGUUAGCUAUAGGAUCCAAAUCCUACCAGAUCCUUUGUUCCUGUUUCCUCAUGACUGUGUCCUCCUCAGCUUCCCUGUCACCAAAAAAAGAAAUAUUAGGUGUAGGUGUUAUAAAGGACAGAACUGUCCUACUGGCCUCUGUUACUGCUUUCUGUUUCUGUUUUUUAUUGCCAUAUCCACACACUCCUAUAAGCACUGUUUUCAGUUCAAUGUAUAUAAAACUAACAAAUGUGUUUUUUUGGCUGGGAUAAGACCCCAGCAAGUCCUCAGACCUGUAAGCCAAACCUACUACCUCAAAAAAAACAGUUUUACCUCUCAUAGACUGACCUACAAAAUACUGACCAGUGUUUUUUACUCUUGCAUCAUUUUCACAAUUUUUCAGUACAGUAUGUAGGCUAUUGUGAGCUGGUGCAUAAUUACUACUAAGCUACUGCUAUCCACGCUAUUGAAAAUAUCUGUUUUAGUGGGACUUUGGUUGGUGUUUUUCCCUAUAUCAACAUAGCUGAGCAAACAGAAGUCCAUUAUUUAUGAAUCAAUGGCUGCUUGUUUCAUAUCGAUUUCUGUGGUAUUUCUUGUCUGCCUUCAUGUCACUGUCAGUGUUGCUCUGGAUUUCUGAGAUUUUUUUGUCAAACUCUGAAUGUGACAAAUUCCACUGUAGCCAGUUCAGUUUUGCCUCAGUACACUAUUACAUUCACUUCCAUCACUUUAGUUAAGUUUAGUUUAUUACUUUAUUUGACUGGAACAGUGCAUAUGAAUAAGAUUUCUGAAAAUAUGCCAGAGAUAGUCAGAAAGGAUAAUUCUCAUGGACAGUUAUAUUUCCGUCGUAGCAGUGAAACUCGACAGACUCAACAAGAGCUGAGUGUUUAAACUGUUGAACCAAUUUAAUGCCAAAACCCUCUUCCAUGUCACCCCUCUUCUUGUAUACUAAAGGGUUAUAUUUGGAUGUAAUAAUGGUAUAAUAAAACGUUAUAAUGUAGGCCCGAUGCUUAUUGUCAAUGUUAAAAAAAACAUUGUCACUGUAAAUUAUUAUAUUUUUUAUAUUUCAGCUAAAGGAUGACAAGCUCCACUAUGGGACUUUCGGAUGACUUUAUACAGUUAUUUAAAACAUUUUCAAAAAGAGAUUAACUUAAAUGUUAGAAAAUCAAAUGUUUUACGCUCUUUCUGGGCUGGGUAUAAGGCUGUGGUUUCUAAAUGUUUGGCAUUCUGGAAAUGUUACGUGUAACAGCUAUAAUGAAACUUUGUUUGUUUGUUUACAAA